Messenger RNA from Moesziomyces antarcticus, 1071 nucleotides. RefSeq names its product calmodulin-dependent protein kinase. Bases 1 to 1071 code for a protein of 356 amino acids. The record is from RefSeq and is a predicted model, not a curated record. Lineage: Eukaryota; Fungi; Basidiomycota; Ustilaginomycetes; Ustilaginales; Ustilaginaceae. Gene Ontology annotation, molecular function: calcium/calmodulin-dependent protein kinase activity; ATP binding; calmodulin binding. The transcript has a single exon. Gene Ontology annotation, biological process: protein phosphorylation; cellular response to oxidative stress.
AUGGCGUCGUCACAACCGCAAACCGUGCCAUGCGCCUACAAGACCGGCCGCACGCUCGGCCAGGGCACCUAUGCCGUCGUCAAGGAGGCCGUGCACAUCAAGACCGGCCAGUACUACGCUUGCAAGGUCAUCUCCAAGAAGCUCAUGGAGGGCCGCGAGCACAUGGUGCGCAACGAGAUCGCCGCUCUCAAGCGCGUCUCCCAGGGUCACCGCAGCAUCGUCACGCUCAUCGACUACUUUGAGACCAUGAACAACCUCUACCUCGUCACCGACCUCUGUGUGGGCGGCGAGCUCUUCGACCGCAUCUGCGAACGCGGCAACUACUACGAGAAGGAUGCCGCUCACAUCGUUCGCACCAUCACCGACGCCGUCGUCUAUCUCCACAACCAGGGCAUCGUGCAUCGCGACCUCAAACCCGAAAACCUGCUCUUCCGCGACAAGACCGAACACUCGGAUCUGCUCAUCGCCGACUUUGGUCUCAGUCGCGUGGUGGAUGACGAGAAGAUCACCGUGCUUUCCACAACGUGCGGUACACCCGGCUACAUGGCCCCCGAGAUCUUCAAGAAGACGGGUCACGGAAAGCCCGUCGACAUGUGGGCCAUCGGCGUCAUCACCUACUUCCUCCUCUGUGGAUAUACCCCCUUCGACCGCGAUACCACCAUGGAGGAGAUGCAGGCCAUCAUCAACGCAGACUACCGCUUCGAACCAAAAGAGUACUGGCAAGACGUUUCGGAUCAGGCCAAGCACUUUAUCAACCAGCUCCUCACGAUUGAUCCUAGCCAACGUCUCACCGCCAAGCAAGCGCUUGAGCAUCCUUGGCUCCAGACUGUCGCUCCCAACGCAGACGCUCCAGCGGCUACCGAUGCGCAGAAGGAUCUGCUCCCAGAUAUCAAGUCGGCCUUCAACGCAAAACGAACCUUCCGAAAGGCGGUCAACGGCAUCCGCCUCAUCAACAGGUUGAGAACAAACGAACACGUCCCCGACAAGGACGAAAUCGAAAAGUUACGCCAGUCCAUCCGAGAUGCAGAAGACGAAUCCAACAACCUCGAUCAAGUCAUGCCCUCUCAAUAG